Messenger RNA from Schistosoma intercalatum, 1871 nucleotides. The record is from the annotation of a GenBank genome assembly. NCBI's taxonomy places the organism in Eukaryota, Metazoa, Platyhelminthes, Trematoda, Strigeidida, Schistosomatidae.
ACUAUAUGCCCGCUUAGAGCUAAGCCACUCAAGGUCGUGGAGGCAUUCUUGACCUGGUCUUUUCGGUUGUGGCAUCAUCUUAUUUUAGGCUGUCAGUUUGUCUUAUUUUCGCUCGUGUUGUCGCUAUUUUGUGUCGAUCGUCUUCGUAAUUUUACGUCGGUGAACCUCCAGGACAAACACGCUUUACAGAGUUCAGAAGUUUUGCUGUCUCACUUGUUUAACUUCAAUGAGUUUACUCGAUAGUUGGAAUUCACCUAAAUACGUUUUAGCACCUAUGGUUGAUGGCAGUGAACUUGCCUGGAGGAUGCUUGGUCGUAAAUAUGGAGUCCAACUAACUUUCACACCCAUGAUUAACUCGACUGCAUUUCUCAUUAACAUGAAAUACCGCCGAAGUUGCUUGCAGUUCGCCUCAGAAGACCGACCACUUAUUGUUCAAUUUUGUGCUAAUUCUCCAGAUACAUUUGUUAAGUGUGCUAAAUUGGUGCAGCCCUUUUGCGAUGCAGUCGACCUGAAUCUCGGUUGCCCUCAAGGAAUUGCUAAAAGAGGGCAUUAUGGUGCGUUUUUACAAGAUGAGUGGAAUUCUCUCAAGGAGAUAGUUAGCCGCGCUUCGUUAGAGCUUAAUGUUCCCGUCACCUGCAAAAUCCGAAUCUUUAGUGACGUUGAGCGAACUGUUCAGUAUGCAAAACUUCUCGAAGCUGCCGGGGCUUCUAUGCUCACAGUUCACGGACGCACCAGAGAAAUGAAGGGUCAAAAAACUGGACUUGCUGACUGGAAUCAAAUUAGGGCAGUAAAAGAAGCAGUAAAAAUACCUGUUAUUGCCAACGGAAAUAUUCAGUAUUUGUCAGAUGUUCAUCAGUGUUUGGACUCAACAAAAGCCGACGCAGUUAUGAGUGCAGAGGGUCAUCUUCACAACCCGGCCUUAUUCCUAGGAAUUCAACCAUGUAUCUACGACAUGUGUUUUGAAUAUUUGGACUUUGUGGAAAAGUACCCAACAUCCAUGCAAAUCAUCAGAGGACAUAUCUUUAAACUAUGUCAUCACGCAUUGGACGAACACUCUGAAUAUCGUUCACUAAUUGGGUCUACUCAAUCAACUAAGGGAAUAAAAGAAAUAUUACAAAAAAUGGCAAAUCACUGUUCAUCUUGUGUGCGAAACAGUUCAACUGAAUUACCCCACCCUCACUGGUUAUGUCAACCUUAUGAGCGACCAAUUACAUUUUCGGAGCAAGCGAAAGUUGAUAUCGCGAUGCAAGCAAUUAAUGGAUCGGAUUUUCACAGCGUUGACAGUGACGUAUCUGCUAAAAAAAUUAUGUUAAUGGAGCAAAGACGUAGUCGGAAAGCUUCAAAGAAAGAGGUUAAACUUGCUAAGAAAUUAGCAAUCGUUGAAGGAAAGCUCAUAUGUUUUAUUUGCAACAAGAAUCGGAAAAGUUUAAACUGUGCCAGAUCAGUUUGCCGCACAUGUUGUCAAAGUCAAAGUGAAUCAAGUUUGAAUUCAUUAACGAAUACUUUUUGUUCAUUCCAUCACCGUCAAAUAAAUAAUGCUAUAUUAGAUUAGUAAAUUUUUCUUUUCACAAAUGACAUUGUUUUGACACGUUAAUGAUGGUCAUAGCAAUUGUGUGCAUGUUCUCGAUAUUCCUGUUCCAUCCACUAAUGUGAAUGAAUGUCAGAAAUAUAAGUUUAGUGUUAUGGAUAAGUCGGGUAUCUCGACCCCUCAUGUUAUAUGUUUUUCCAAUUCUUGUGCAAUAUCAAACUUCCUUAUUUUUAUAGAAAUUAACACUGGCCCAUAUUUUUCUCUUUAAUUUUUCGCAACACAUUUCAAGUUUAGUCUUGACGUUACAAUAAUACGCUCUCUAAUAAAAUUUAUGUAAUUAUUC